AUGAACACCCCGAUCCCAGCUUCCCUGCCUCUCCUGCCUCUUCCCCCGGAAUCCGUCCUCUUUCCCUCGCUCGUCAGCUCUGUACAGCUCAAUUCGCGGCAUGCGGUCGAGCUCAUCCGGUCCGUAGUCAAAGACGCCUCGUCAGUGUCAUCAUCGGGCUCUCCGGCUUCCUCGUCCCUCGUCAUCGGCUGUGUUCCGCUCAAGGCCAACAACACCGUCGCCAAUGCCCUCUCCGACGCCGUCAACCGCACAAAGCCGAAGGGAGAAGAGGCGGGUGGGGACAACGCGAAGGGCCGGAAAGACGGCGACGAUGCUGCUGCGGACAGGAAGAAGGGCCUGCAGGUCAUCCGGGUCCCUGUUGAGGGCGGAAAGAACGCAGGCGGUCUUGGUGACGAGAAGCCGGAGCCGGGCGACUUGUUCGAGUUCGGCGUGGCUGCCCGCAUCGUCCGCCUAGAACGCUUGUCCGCGUCGAGCGGCGGCGGCUUCUUGGUCGUCGUCGAAGGACUCGCUCGCUUCUCCUUCGACCCAUCGAGCCUCUCCUCCUCUUCACCCUUCUACGCGGCACCGGUGACGGUCCAACCCGCUUCCUCUCUCUCUUCCAGCCAAGGCGCACUCCUUGCUGCUCUCCGUGACACCACCACCUCGCUCCUCGACACCCUUCAGUCCGUCUCUCCCCUCCCCCCGAUCUUCGCCCGCCGCCUGCGCUCGCUCGUCGCGCGUCUCACACUUUCCUCUGCCCCGGCACUCGUCGACGCCCUCAUGGGCACCCUCCCCGUCUCCGCGACAGGCGGCGUAACCCACUCCGACAAGCUCCUCAUCCUCUCUAUCGCCGACGCCUCUGCGCGCGUUGAGAAAGCACUCGAGAUCCUCUCGCGCGUGGACGAGGCGCUCAAGCUGUCGAAGCGGAUUGAUGACAAGGUUGAUAAGAAUGUCGCGAGGAGGCAGAGGGAGUAUGUCCUUAUGCAGCAGCUUCUUGCGAUCCGGCAGGAGUUGGACGACCUCGCUGCGGAGGAUGGGAGGACCGGUAACGCCUCGUCGUCGCCUGCUCAGCCGAAGGGCGUCCCGGCUGCACCGCGUCGCAAGCGUUUGCCCGCUUCGAGCGGGUCUGGAUCGCCCAUCACCGGCGAAGACGAGGACGAGGACGACAUCGCCGAGCUUGAGAAGAAGAUCGAGGCCAAAGCGUUCUCGGACGAGGCGAGGAAGGUUGCGAUGAGGGAAUUGAAGCGCCUCAAGAAGAGUCCGCCGCAGGGCGCAGAGCACGGCGUCAUCCGCACCUACCUCGAGACGCUCCUCUCGCUGCCGUGGACGAGCGCCGACUCGACUCCGAUCUCGCUCUCGAAAGACUUUGUCGCACAAGCGCGCAAGAAGCUUGACGAGGAUCACUACGGUCUGGACAAGAUCAAGAAGCGCCUUCUCGAAUGGCUCGCCGUCCUGCGUCUCCAGCAGCAGCAGUGGGAUGCGCUGCUCGCCUCGUCCGCUUCGGCGCAGUCGGCUACGCCCGCAGCUAUCACCGACGCUGCCGUCACCGAGACCGCCGUCGUUGUCCGCGACCCAGCUACUCCGCCUCCUCCCGCCGUUCCUUCUCCCUCGACCACCCCCGCUCGUCCGCCUUACAAAGCCCCGAUCCUCCUCCUCCACGGCCCUCCCGGCGUCGGCAAGACCUCGAUCGCGCGCUCGCUCGCCGAAGCGAUGGGCCGCAAGUUUGUCCGGAUCUCGCUCGGCGGCGUGCGUGACGAGAGCGAGAUCCGCGGUCACAGGAGGACGUUUGUCGCGAGUAUGCCGGGGAAGAUCGUGAACGCGCUCAGGCGGUGCGGGACGAAUAAUCCGGUCAUCUUGCUUGACGAGAUUGACAAGCUUGGCCAUGCGAGCUUGCAUGGCGAUCCGUCGGCGGCGAUGCUUGAGGUGCUUGACCCGGAGCAAAACGCUCACUUUGAGGACCACUACCUUGGCGUCCCAAUUGACCUCUCGCAAGUCCUCUUCAUCGCAACCGCCAAUUCGCUCGACACGAUCUCGGAGCCGCUGUAUGACCGGAUGGAGGCGAUCGAGUUGAGCGGGUACAUCCACGACGAGAAGCUCCACAUCGCCCGCCAGUCGCUCCUCCCGAAGCAACUCCGCGCCAACGCCCUCACUCCCUCGCUCAUCUCCCUGUCGGACGAGACCAUCCUCUACCUCAUCACGCACUACACGCGCGAAGCGGGCGUCCGCUCGCUCGAGCGACAGAUCGGCUCCGUCUGCCGCGCGAAGGCAGUCGAGUAUGCUGAAGCGCGCGAUGCGGUGAAGGACGAGGUGAAGGAGGGAGAGGUGCCGGAGGGGUACAGGGUCGAGGUGACGAAGGAGGAUGUGGAGCGGAUGCUCGGGCCGAGUCGAUUCGACCCGGACGAGUUGGAGAAGGAGGCGAGGAUUGGAGUGGUCAAUGGGCUGGCGUACCAGGGCAGCGGGAACGGUGGCAUCUUGCACAUCGAGACGACCUCUCACCCCGGCACAGGCGCCUUCCACCUCACCGGUUCCCUCGGGGACGUGAUCUCCGAAUCUGCACACGUCGCCUUCGCAUGGGUCAAGGCGCACGCCUACGAGCUCGGCAUUUCGCACGCCCGCGACGAGGACGUCUUCAAGCGCCUCGACGUGCACUUGCAUCUCCCUGCUGGGGCGGUCAAGAAGGACGGACCGAGUGCGGGUGUCGCGAUGGUUGUGGCGCUCGUCUCGUUGAUGCGCGGUAUCGCCCCUCGCAAAGGGAUAGCCAUGACAGGCGAAAUCACCCUCCGAGGCGCGGUCACUCCCGUCGGCGGUAUCCGCGAGAAGGUCCUAGCAGCCCACCGCGCACACCUCACGCGCCUGAUCCUCCCCAUGCACAACAAGCGCGACGUCGAAUCGGACUUGCCCUCCUCCGUCCGGGACGAGAUCGACUUUGUCUUUGUCGAGCGGGUUGAGGAGGUGGUUGAGGCUGCUUUUGAGGGUGGGUGGAGGGGACUUACGACGGGCGGCGGGGGCGCGAGGGACGUGUGGCAGGAGAGGGAGAGUAGGUUGUGA
This is a messenger RNA of Rhodotorula toruloides NP11, 3027 nucleotides long. Its product is annotated as serine-type endopeptidase. The coding region runs from base 1 to 3027 and encodes 1008 amino acids. Gene Ontology annotation, biological process: protein targeting to peroxisome; protein processing; protein catabolic process. NCBI's taxonomy places the organism in Eukaryota, Fungi, Basidiomycota, Microbotryomycetes, Sporidiobolales, Sporidiobolaceae. Gene Ontology annotation, cellular component: peroxisomal matrix. Gene Ontology annotation, molecular function: ATP-dependent peptidase activity; ATP hydrolysis activity; serine-type endopeptidase activity. The transcript has 12 exons. The record is from RefSeq and is a predicted model, not a curated record.